This is a messenger RNA of Coregonus sp. 'balchen', 366 nucleotides long. The record is from the annotation of a GenBank genome assembly. Lineage: Eukaryota; Metazoa; Chordata; Actinopteri; Salmoniformes; Salmonidae.
AUGACCAACAGGCAGGGUAAUGACAUCAUGACAAACAGGCAGGGUAAUGACAUCAUGACCAACAGGCAGGGUAAUGACAUCAUGACCAACAGGCAGGGUAAUGACAGCAUGACCAACAGGCAGGGUAAUGACAUCAUGACAAACAGGCAGGGUAAUGACAUCAUGACAAACAGGCAGGGUAAUGACAUCAUGACAAACAGGCAGGGUAAUGACAUCAUGACCAACAGGCAGGGUAAUGACAUCAUGACCAACAGGCAGGGUAAUGACAUCAUGACCAACAGGCAGGGUAAUGACAUCAUGACCAACAGGCAGGGUAAUGACAUCAUGACCAACAGGCAGGGUAAUGACAUCAUGACCAACAGGUAG